CUUUGUAUGUGCGUUAUCAAUGUUUACACUAUGUUAGUCAAGUGCGACCAAACUGAGAAAAUAACAUAACGUCUGAACCACUUGCGCCAGGUGCCCCCCUAGCUUGUCUAGGUGAAUAAGGUUACGUAGAUCCACACCCGAGGGAGCUUCCAAGAUGGUUCACUUAGCGCAUCCCCACAUUGGCUCUAGCAUUUGGCCCUAGCACUCUCCGAUUCAUGGUAUAUUUUUCUGAUGCGGUCGUCCUUGUCUUUUUUUCUUACAACGCCUGCCACCCUACCUACCACUCUUCCUCCAUCUCAUGCAGCACCUGCACUGCAAAUUCCUUUCAUCUAUUAAUCUUUUCUCUUCAUAACAGCCGAUUGUUCCUAAACGUUGCGUCCGGACGAGAAUCCGGAUCCUGUCACGACUCCUUUUCUACGUCACUUACACACCAUCCUCCCUCCAACGAUAUAGUAGAACGUCUAGUGGCGUAGAAGAAAGAACAGAAAAAAAGAAAAUAAAGAAAAGGUCCGCGAAGUAAAAUUCGCGAACACCAACAACAGUUCUAAAGGAGGAAGGGAAAAGGCACUAUCUGCCGCCGCAGCACUCAACGUUUGCCUCUAAAGCUUCAGUCUUCUGUCAGCUCAAGAACAAGCGCCAAGUGCUGUGCCAGCUAGUCGUAAGACCGAUACCAAGUAACGAAGCAAUGGUCCUAACAAAGCAGAGAUCACCUCGAAACCCGGAUGACUUUCCGACUGUCCAGCUCUUUCUAUUAGCCAUCGUUCGCCUAGCCGAGCCCAUUGCCCUUACUUCCAUCUUUCCAUAUGCCUGGGCCCUCGUCAAACGGUUCAAGAUCGGAAACGAGCAAGAUGCCUCAUUUUACGCCGGCCUCCUUAUUUCCUCCUUCUCUCUCGCCGAGGCCCUGAUGGGCAUGUUCUGGGGCGGACUCUCCGAUAGAGUAGGCCGUAAACCCGUUCUUCUGGUAGGAUGUAUUGGCACCAUGUUCAGUAUGGUAAUGGUCGGCUUUGCCACCAACCUCUGGGUUGCCCUGAUCGGUCGAGCGCUCGGCGGACUCCUUAACGGAAACAUCGGCGUUAUCCAGACUAUGGUUGGUGAAUUAGUCUCCAAACCUGAGCAUGAGCCCCGCGCGUAUUCCGUGAUGCCAUUUGUUUGGUCCAUAGGUACAAUUAUCGGCCCUGCAAUUGGAGGAAUGCUCGCAGAUCCCCAUAAGUCCUGGCCCAACGCAUUCCCUCAAGGCACUUUGCUUGCCGAUUUCCCCUACCUCCUCCCCAACCUUUGCUGUGCUGCUCUCCUACUGAUUAGCAUCUGCUUGGGAUACUUCUUACUUGAGGAAACACACCCUGACAUGGUACCACGAGUAAUGCUUCCCGAUGAUACAUAUGUUUCGGACGAGACUCCACUCAUGGAGACUUCAGAUGCGAUUAAGCAACCAGCUGUAGAUCUUCGUUCAGAGACGUAUGGGACUUUCCGAAACAGAAAUAGUGGUGAACUCAACCGUGACGCUAUUUGCCUCAAGGAACCAGAAAAGAAGGGACACUUCAACAUAUUCACCAAGCGCAUCAUGGCUUUGGUCAUCGCGCUAUCAAUUUUCACCUACCAUUCGAUGACAUAUGAUCAUCUCCUCCCUAUCUUCUUCGAAGAUGAUAAGGUCCCAAUUGAUCACACUCCUGAAGAGGGUCUCUUCUCAAGAUUCAACCCAUUUUAUUCUCCUGGUGGCUUAGGUCUUUCGAUGCAGUCUGUAGGGUUUGUGAUGGCUGUUAAUGGCGCUAUCGCACUCUUCGUCCAAAUCGUUAUCUUCCCUCUAGCCGCCGAGAAGAUUGGUGUGUUUAGACUCUUCCUCCUCGUUGCUGUCCUGCACCCAAUUGUCUAUGUCAUUGUUCCUACCUUGGUGCAUAUGCCCGAAUCCUUCUUAUACGCCGCGAUUUACGUCUGCCUGGCUGUUAGGAACCUCUUCUCCAUUAUUAUGUACCCUCUCCUCCUUAUCCUUAUUAAGGAUGCUACCCCUAGCUCUUCGGUUCUCGGAAAAGUGAACGGUCUCGCGGCUAGUGCUGGAGCCGCCUGCCGUAUGGUAGCCCCACCAGUUGCUGGAUAUCUCUACUCAAUUGGGUCACAGGUUGACUGCACUGGCCUUGCAUGGUAUGGUAGCGCUUUGGUCGCUAUCAUUGGCGCUUUCCAGUGCUUCUCGGUUAAGCGGGAUCGAAAUAACGUUGCCUCGGAGGAAGAUGGACCAAAAAUCGAGCGUCGCGCUUCGGGAGCAAGCACACCAUCAAUCUAAGAUGUGUUGCGGAGAUUAUAUAUCGUGUUAUCACGCUAUUUAGGCAAGAUUUAUGGGAGGAUGUUGAUGUGGUCGUCAAAUGAUUUUUUAUGAUUUACGAUUCAUUACUCUGGACGAUUAUAGGCUGGAAUGAAUCAAUGUUACUGUUUGCGAUUUCGGGGCGGGUUUGCUAGGCGUUUGGGGUUCGGUCCGGAAGACAAAAAAAGGGGUUGGUUUUGAUGUGCAACGAUAUCCUCUGACGCGCGCAUGGAUAGAAUAUGAUUUACUUUGCUGCAGGAUGGGCAUUCAGCGGGGAGAGGUAGUUAGCAUAUCUUGCAACUCUAAAGUAAUAAUAUAAUGGUGUUUGAAUUUGUAAA
Messenger RNA from Hypoxylon trugodes, 2631 nucleotides. Its product is annotated as MFS general substrate transporter. Gene Ontology annotation, biological process: transmembrane transport. Lineage: Eukaryota; Fungi; Ascomycota; Sordariomycetes; Xylariales; Hypoxylaceae. Gene Ontology annotation, molecular function: transmembrane transporter activity. The transcript is spliced from 3 exons. The coding region runs from base 686 to 2275 and encodes 529 amino acids. The record is from RefSeq and is a predicted model, not a curated record.